Oncorhynchus nerka (sockeye salmon) is the source of this 5741-nucleotide messenger RNA. RefSeq lists its product as uncharacterized. The coding region runs from base 396 to 4499 and encodes 1367 amino acids. The record is from RefSeq and is a predicted model, not a curated record. The transcript is spliced from 3 exons. NCBI's taxonomy places the organism in Eukaryota, Metazoa, Chordata, Actinopteri, Salmoniformes, Salmonidae.
CAGAAUGCCACCUCUGUUCAACUCCCGUUCAGGCUUGGAGUUGGAGCAAAUACAUCCAUUAUAGUAGGCCUAGUUUAAUGCGUUAAUUUUGUUCACGCCUGUAAAAGCGCACACCGGUUCGUAAAUAGCUCGUCAUUUUUAGAUGCUUUGCUUACAAUGGCUAUGAGUUAGAAUAUCUGGAGUACCGGCGUGUCCAAUGGCCUCCGAAGUGACAGUCCCGAGCGCAGCUGUCGGCCAGAGGCUAGCGCACAGCAAUACCUCCACUAGGAGCCUGUGGUUGGUUCUCUGGACAUCAGGGGGUGAAAUAGGAAAUCCUGGGGACUUCUAUCUCUAUUGUUUAUUUUCUAUCCCAUGCCAAAUGUAAAAUUGCCAGCAUACAAGGUGUGCGUAAUGCAAUGGAAACAAUGGACGCGUCCGAGAAGAAUCUAACUCACCCAAAGGACACCGAUGUGUUAAAAAAGCGCAUACCCGAUAGCAAGGAUACCACUGGGACGGAAGAUGAAUCGAAGUACGUUGAAUUGAACGAUUUACUUGAUUUGGAUACAGACGGCACGAAAACUGUCAACGUUUCUGUCACCAGUGAAGGAAGCCAAAUGGCGAUUGACGCGGGCAACGGGGAGUCGAGCGCAGAAGAAGAAACUGCUGGAUACGGAGACAUGGCGAGUAAGAUGACUGAUCAUAUCAACAGUGACACAUUUAAGGAGGAUAUUGUCGCAAAGAAGUGUGCCAAGGGCUAUCUAUCCGGGUUUCUUGGAACUGCCUGCUGCUCCAAGGUUACUAUUCUGAAUGAAAACAUUAUGGCCAGCACCGAAUCACAACGAGACGUUGGUAAUGGAGCGCACACCCGAGAUUUUACCCCAAAAGAGGACGCAGAAAAUACACCUGUUGAUGAACAAAAUGACAAUGAAGAUUUACAAUACACUGACAUGUUAAGCGAGCAAAGUGAAUCGGGUGAUGACAUGAGCUUGGUGCUGUCCGGUGAUUGUGAUGAUUGCGCGCCUUGCAGUAGGAAGGAUGAGUCUCAUUACAUAACCUCGCACGAGAUCCAGCUCUCCGAGCUUUCAGAUCACGAUGUCGACUGUGAUAUCGAGCAGGGUUGGGAUGAUAACCAGGUCUACUCUUUUGUCGAUUAUGCUGCUUUUGACGGUGAUGGAACGACGGCAGGGAGAGAGGAGAGGGUGAAAAGCAAUCAGGGUCUGGCUAAUAGAGGACCAGCAGUCAGCACUAAGAUGGAAAGUGAUCUCGGUGACGGUGACAAGUGCGCCAUCUCAGAGAAAGGUCUGUCAAAGAACCAAAAGAAUGUUGCAGGGCAGAUCCACCUGUCAAUCAAAACGACUUCCCGAGUUAUAAAUAAGCCUAGCAACGUCCAAGAAAAUCAAAAUAAUCUUUAUUGUGCCAAGCACGCCGCAGACAUGAGUCGCUAUGUUUUCAGAGUAACUGAGGAUGCCUCCCCCGGACGCUUGCACUUUGGUGGCAAAUUAAAAGGGAAAGAUGUUAACGACUAUUCGAGCGGAGCAUCCAGCGCCUUCAGUGAUCUUGACGACGCCGAUAAGGAAGUGCGCAACUUGACUGCCAGAGCGUUCAAGAGUUUAGCAUACCCUUAUUUCGAUGCCAUCAAUUUCAGCACCUCCAGCGAGGGGGGGGUGAACAGGUAUUCCUUAAAGAGGUGGGGGACAUGUAUCAGAGACAAAUAUGGCAACAUGGGACCGAAUAAAAGUUUUAAUAAACGUUCUACGUCAUCCUCUGAAAUUGCUAAGGUUAAAGACAAUAAAGGUUAUAAGGGUUUGGUAUUGGCUAAUACUAAACCGCACACGAACAAGCUCUUUGCUUUGAAUGGUGCCCUUUCUGGUCACUAUAACCCAUCUUCUGCAGCAAAGAAAUGUGAGUUUACGGGGGAAUUUGGGCAGGGGCACAGUGGGAUUAUUACGAUCACAGAAACAUUAAAUGUUUGUUGUAAUGUCACAUCCGGGAUGUCUGGGAGUGAAAGGCGCUCAAAAUGUGCAAAAAACGCAACCGGAUCACGUUCCACAGAUGAAGUUACCAACACAUUGCCAAGCGGCCAGGGGAGUGAGAACAGGAAGCAACCAUGUAAUGCAGGGGAAACCAUGGAAGACACACACAAGAAAGCAACAUUAGCCUCGAGCCUUCUUAAAAAUGUAAUUUCUAAGAAAAUGCAGUUUGAGCAGGAGCGUAAAAUGGAGAGGGGGGAGAUAAGCGAGCCCUAUCACGCGCCAUCUCCCUUUCUCAAACAAGAGCCCGAAAUUACGCACAGGGAGAGGGAUAGGACUACACCAAAGGAGCCUAAGGAUUUUCAAAGGCAGAACUCGAAAUACUCAGAGGCGAGUUCUGACCUAACUAUUGUUUGUGUGGACGAAUUAGGGGAUUUAGUGGACACCAGCUCAUGCGAUGCCAAAGACGACUGUCGGAGACAAGACAGUUUAAUUAUUGCAUCAGAAACUAAUUUAGAGUCGACAAAUGAAGUAGGAAUCGAUACUAAAAUAGGAGCAUUCGAAGCGUCCAAAAGCACGCUGCUUCGAAGUCAAAAUAGCGCAUUCAGAUCCUGGAGGGACGGUGAGCUAGAGUUUCAAAAGGAACAUAAAAACGAUAAAACUCCAGAGGAGAAACCGUCUUCGUCCACCGACAACCAGGGGGAAACGGACUUGUACACCGAUCCAGGCAACAGUAAACUUACCAAAAUGACACAUUUGCUUGUGCCAAAUAUCCAACUACUACUAUCCAAUGAGAUAGAAGUUUCAAAACCCCUGCCGACUAUGAAUUAUUUAACCCGCGCGCCCACGGAUCAAGGAGAGGAAGGUGUGAAGUUGCGCACCAACAACGUCGCGGAUCCUAGAAGUAUUGUAACAUCUACAUCCCCGGAAAUUAAAAUCAGUUUACGGAGUGUAAAAGAAAACAAAGGCGACCCUUUCAACGUCGCAAAGCUGGUGCCUCCCAAUAUAGGCUGUAACUCAGUCAAACUGAUAAAGCCAGGAGACGAGUCCAGGUGCCAAGCGCUCGCUACCGCAUUGAAGGGUGAGUCUUCCGAAAAAGUACCACACUUCAUGGUCAGAGACAUACGAGACCACAGGGCUAAGCUGCAAACACCUAUACACACAGUUAGAGAUGUACGUCAAUUGGUUAAAAGUUCUUAUCACUUUGUGUCUUUGGAUAAUAACGUUACCGCCGGCGACUUUCACUCAGAUCAGAAACUUUCCAAAAAGGCUUCUUAUAGAAACCCUUCGUCGCUUCCCCCCAUCAAAAUAAAGUAUCAGUCUGUGAAUACCAAUAGCAAUGUGAAUGGGAAGCAAUCUGUAAAUCAAACAGAGAAUUCUACAUUUAAACUCAAGGAGGAUUCAUUUGAAGUUUUCAGGUCAUCACCCCAGCAAGAGGCGGCCAAAAGCAGCAUCCGACGAUCGUCAGGGAGAGUGCCAUUAGGCAAUACAAAACAGCUGAAAGGUGAUUCGUCCGAAUGCCCCAUUGGACUUCUAAUUGAAACCAGCACAGCUUCUAUAAGACAUGAGAAAACACUGGACAUCGGUGACAAGACAAAACCUGAGUCUAAAUUGUCCAACCUGGCUGCAUUCGAGAAAUUACAGGAUGCAGUCAAAACCAUGGAGCAGUUGUAUGAGUGGAAAAGGAAAUCCAAGCCACCCUCUAUAUUAUCAGCCAGUCAUGCGCUCUCUCUCAUAUCCAGCAAGGAGGAUGGGUCAGAGAAGGAGGGAGUGAAUGUGGCCAAUGAGGGGGCAAGGGAGAGGUUGAGAGAGAGGGAAAGGGCCAACAGUAUGGAGGCAGACAGGCCCGUCCAGUUCAGCAGAGCCUCUGCCGAGCCCGAAAACUGCCUCACUACCCCCGUCAAGUCUCACGACACCAGCGCCAAGCAAGCCACCGUGUCUGCCGGCGGUGGCUAUGAGAAUACAGCCAUUUAUACCUUCGCCACCACGGGCGUCAAGACCCAGACCCAGACAGCCAGCCCACCUGGUCAUGGUGGCGCCCGGAAGCAGGAAGAGACCCGACAGUCUCCACAGAAACGCUCCACCAUCAUCAUGGAUACGAGAGCCCAGGACACGUUAACCGCCAUGAUCUACCACAUGCCCAUGGCUCAAAGCAUGGCGUCUGCCCAACUUCAGAUGCACUGCUUCUCCCCGGCCAUGGCCUCACAUGCCGUGCCCCACACUCAGAGAAAGAUGCUCUUUGACCCCAGCACAGGGAACUACUACCUGGUGGACACCCCUGUCCAGCCGGCCACCUGCCGCCUCUUCGACCCCGAGACGGGACAGUACGUAGAAGUGCCCAUCUCCCAGCAGCCCAUGUCCCCCAUGCCCAUGUCCAUGCCCCAAAUGCCGCCCGUGCCCAUUUCCAUGCCCGUCUCGCCCUUAGCCCUGAGUCCCAGAUCCUACGGCCCCACCUACACGAUCUACCCAGGUUUCAUGCCCGCCAUUCCCCCCCUGAUCCCCACAAGGAUGUGCCUUAGACCGCUGCACCACUCAGGAGGCCCGCUAUAAUUUUUCUAUUGAAAAUGAAUGAGCCAUUGUCUUGAAUACAAAUUGUGCAAUAUCUGGUUUGGUUUGCUAUACAAUACUUAUACUGAAAUGAGUAUGUUGUUGCCUGUUUAUUCUGAGUAUGUUUAUUACUGAAAUGUCAUUAAGUGUUGAGAAUUUUGCCCUGUCACAUUUAAGUGCUCUUAAUAUACAGUAGGUAAGAGGUGAAUGAUUAGACAUUUCAUAAGAACACAAGGUAUGCAGUGAGGAAAGUAUUAUCCAUUUUUAUUGUUUUUAUAGUAACAGGGACAGAGCAAUCUCACAUUUAUGAACUGAAGUGUGUUUUGGAAAUAUUUUCUAUCCAGACCCCUAUACAGUAUAUGCAAGCAUAUUACUGUUCUAUAUUGAUGUGUAUAGCAAACCACAUGCUUUCGGAACUGCUGGCCAGUCAAUUUUCUCCCUUUAUGAGUAUGUUUUGGGAUUGCUAUUUGAUAUUUCUUAUGCAGGAUAACCCACUGACACAAUUUAGGGCUCUAUUCAAUCCGUAUCGCGGAAGUUCAGCGUUACAGCGUGAUUUAAAUUGAAAAACAAUGUUCCCACGUUAGAGAGAGACUGCAUUCAAUGUCGGCUCAAUCAGAAAUUACCUUUACGUUUCUAUCGCGCAAUCUGUAACACUUCAGCAAUCCAGAUUGAAUAGAGCUCUUACUUUUAUAAUUGUACUUGUCUUCGUAAAUUAAACAUUGCUCUGUGAAAAAAAAAUACAAUUGAUUUGCAGCAGUGGAAUGUUUCAGGGUUGUCUAGGGCUGGAUGUUUUGUAACCCAGUACACCUUUAUAGGUUUUGUUGGAUAAAAAAAAGGUGUCACAAUCUUUUGGAGGUGCCAUUGUGAAGGGAAGUGUGUGUGCUAACAAUUGGACAGAAGGACUAGAGAAUGUUGAGGGUAUGCACAAAGUCUAAAAAUAAUGGUUGAAAGAAAGAAUAAAAAAAUAACAUUUGUGUCUUUUAAAUAUGGAGAUCUCCUUCCACCUGACCUUAUGGACAUAGAACAUGAGGGAAAAAGAAAAGAUUCAGAUGAUUUUUUUGUGAAGUAGCAAAGGAAUAUAAUUGGCCUCUACUGGCCACAGGAAAUGUAGAUAACCAGUGUCAGUUAAAGAAAACAAACACAGCACAGAAUACUUUAUGGCGUAAAAUAUGUUGCUACUGCGAAUGAAUGUGUUUUUGCAAGCAAAUAUACAUUUUGAGAUUUGUUCAAUAAAUUUGAAAUAGU